UGCUUAGUUUUUCUUCAUUGUUCAUUACGCUUACCCACUGUUUGUUAAAAUUCCUGAGAGAGUGUUUCAGUUUUUACCCCUUUUAUUCAACAUUUGGUAUUAGAGCUUGGUUUGUUCAGAGAUUGAAGGCAGCAGCAGCAAAGAUGGCCUCCAAAACUUUUGUGCAGCCAGCAAUUCCUCACUUUGACGGUCACCAUGAUCAUUGGAGCAUGCUAAUGGAGAGUUUCUUGAGGUCCAAAGAGUAUUGGAACGUGGUUGAAUCUGGGGCAAUUGAUUGGACAAUCUUGGAGACUAUUCUUUGCAAAGAUACCUGCAAGCAAAUUUGGGAUUCAAUGAAGAAAAAGUACCAGGGAACCACAAAAACAAAGAGGCAGCAGCUUCAAGCACUUUGUUCAGAGUUUGAAAUACUUCAAAUGAAAAAGGGUGAGACUGUUACCGACUAUUUCUCUAGGACAAUGGCAAUUGUCAACAAACUGAGGGCCCAUGGUGAUAGGACACAAGAUGGGGCAAAUGAUCUUGAUGAAAUGUCACUUGAUGAACUUGAAAGUUCUUUGCUGGUAUAUGAAAGGAAGCUAAAUCGACAAGAUAAGGAUGAGUUAGCACUGAAGGUAAAGGAAGGGGACGUGGCAAAUUUCACUCAGCAACUAACAAGCCAAAGUCUACAGGCAAGUCUAUUGUUGAGUGCUAUCAAAGCCACAGUUUUUGAAGAGGCUACCAAAGAAUCAAAAUGGCAGAAGGCAAUAGAUGAAGAAAUUGCAGCCAUUGAAAGAAAUAAUACUUGGGAGUUAACUGAACUUCCAAAAGGGAAGAAGGCUAUUGGAGUAAAAUGGGUCUACAAGACAAAGUUGAAGGAGAAUGGUGAGAUUGACAAAUACAAAGCCCGCCUAGUUGCCAAAGCACAGAAUUCAUGGCCACUUUAUCAACUGGACGUCGAAUCAGCCUUCUUGCAUGGAGACUUGGAUGAGGAGGUAUUUAUUCAUCAAACCCCUGGUUAUGUUAAGGUUGGAAAUGAGCAUAAAGUUUAUAAAUUAAAAAGGGCAUUAUAUGGACUAAAACAAGCCCCACGGGCUUGGUAUAGUCGUAUUGAAUCUUAUUUUUUGAAGGAAGGUUUUCAAAAAUGUCCUUAUGAACAUACACUUUUCAUAAAAUCAGAAGGUGGGAAGAUGCUUAUUGUCUACUUGUAUGUAGAUGACUUAAUCUACACUGGAAAUGAUAUGGUUAUGUUUGACAAGUUUAAGAACUCUAUGAUGGCUAAAUUUGAGAUGUCAGAUCUUGGAUUGAUGCAUUAUUAUCUUGGUAUAGAGGUGAAUCAAUCUGCUGCAGGUUUUUUUAUUUCUCAGAAGAAGUAUGUUCAAGACAUCUUAGACACGUUUCGAAUGAAGAAUUGUAAUCUUGUCAGCACCCCAAUUGAACUAGGUUUGAAGCUUGUUAGGAAUCCUGGGGGGAUGGAAAUUAACAGCACUUUGUACAAACAAAUUGUGGGAAGCUUGAUGUAUUUGACUGCAACAAGGCUAGAUAUCAUGCAUGCUGUAAGUCUUAUCAGUAGAUACAUGAACUGUCCAAAAGAAGUUCAUCUUUUGGCAACAAAAAGAAUUCUCAGGUACUUACAAGGUACAGUUGAGUAUGGUUUGUUCUAUGAAAAUGGAGAAAAGUCAAAUUUGUUUGGGUUCACAGAUAGUGAUUUUGCAAGAGAUCUUGAUGAUAGAAAGAGUACAUCUGGUUAUGUUUUCAUCAUGGGUACAACAGCAAUUUCAUGGACAUCUAGGGAGCAAUCAAUUGUGACUCUUUCAACUACUGAAGCUGAAUUUGUUGCUGCAACAACAUGUGAUUUUCAAGCAAUUUGGCUGAGGAAAGUUCCUGAAGAAUUGCAUGUCAAACAAGAAGGUCCUAUGCUUAUUUUUUGUGAUAACAAUUCAACAAUCAAACUUUCAAAGAAUCCUAUUUUGCAUGGAAGGUGUAAGCAUAUGGAUGUGGAAUUUCAUUUUUUGAGGGAUCUCACAAAUGAAGGAGUCAUUGAUUUGAUCUACUGUAGGACUAAAGAUCAAAUAGCAAACAUUUUUGCAAAGCCUCUCAAGUUAUCAGCAUUUAGGAGACAAAGGGAGUUGCUCACUGUUUGUACUUUUGACAACCAUUAAACUGAUCAUUUGCUAAUGUUUAGUUUAGGGGAGGGUUUGUUGAAUAAGUCUUUAGAUUUUUGCCUGGUAUUUAGCCAUUUCCUUGUACGUGUCUUUAUGUUUCCUAGUUAUUAGGAAGUAGUUUAACAUGUUUUAGUUUUCAGCAUAGUGCUUGCUAUUUUGUAGCUUUGUUUGUUGGCACCUUGACUAUUUUAUGGGCCAUUUGUUUGAUGACUAGAAUUUUAUUAACUAAAAUAUAUUUCUUCCU
This is a messenger RNA of Rubroshorea leprosula, 2382 nucleotides long. NCBI's taxonomy places the organism in Eukaryota, Viridiplantae, Streptophyta, Magnoliopsida, Malvales, Dipterocarpaceae. The record is from the annotation of a GenBank genome assembly.